This is a messenger RNA of Gymnogyps californianus (California condor), 3200 nucleotides long. It is a transcript of the gene TXNDC11, whose product is annotated as thioredoxin domain containing 11. The record is from RefSeq and is a predicted model, not a curated record. The coding region runs from base 1 to 2748 and encodes 915 amino acids. The transcript is spliced from 12 exons. NCBI's taxonomy places the organism in Eukaryota, Metazoa, Chordata, Aves, Accipitriformes, Cathartidae.
AUGUCGUUAUGCGGCGGCUCCGGCCCCGCGGCUGCCCCUCGGCUGCGGCCUCGCGCCGCCCAGAUGGCGCGACGGCCCGAGCUGCUGUGCGGCGCUGCCAUCGUGCUGGGCUGCGCCUUCCUCGUCGCCCUCAAAGUCACCUGCAGCCGAGCAAAAGAUGUAACAAUGCCAGCGAAGCUUCCAGUGAAUUUUUUCUCCACAAGAUCUCCAGUGAUUGAUCUUUUUCGGGGACAAUUAGACUAUGCAGAUCACCUUCGUCAGGAUUCAGAAAUUGUGCUGUAUUUCUUCUAUGCGCCGUGGUGUGGCCAGUCCAUUGCAGCAAGAGAAGAAAUAGAACAUGUGGCCAGCAGAUUAUCAGACCAGGUGCUGUUUGUGGCUGUAAAUUGCUGGUGGAACCAGGGGAAAUGCAGGAAGCAGAAGCAUUUCUUUUAUUUUCCUGUGAUACACUUAUACCAUCGGAGUUUUGGACCAAUUGAAUACAAAGGCCCUAUGAGUGCUGUUUAUAUUGAAAAGUUUGUUCGCCGGGUGAUGACACCACUACUCUACAUCUCGUCUCGAUCAAAAUUACUAGAUUUCCUCUCAAAUUAUGAGCCUGGAGUUCUAGGAUAUUUUGAGUUCAAUGCUUCACCUCAACCGCCUGGUUAUUUAACAUUCUUCACAUCAGCAUUACAUUCAUUAAAGAAAGAUUACCUUGGAACAAUACGCUUUGGAGUUAUCACGGAUAAACAUGUUGCAGAGGAGAUCUCCUUGGUGCAUUCAGGCAGCGUGUAUUUGCACAGACAUGUCAACACAUCUCUUAUCUAUCCAAAUGACACCAUGAACUAUACUGCUGAGAACAUUUGCAAGUGGGCUCUAGAAAAUCGAGAGAUGCUCGUACGCUGGCUGAGACCACAUGGUGGAAAAAGCCUUCUUCUAAACAAUGAGCUGAAGAAAGGACCAGCACUUCUCAUAUUUAUACCUUACAAUCCCUUAGCAGAAAUUCAUCCUCUUUUAGAUGAAGUUACCAAAGUGGCCUUGGAAUACCACAACUGUAACAAAAGCCAGGCAGCUGAGCCAGAUCUUCAACACUUAGGAGACACUGAUUCACCAGCUUUUGAUUCCUCUAUACCAGAUGCAUAUAUGAAAUUAUCAGAAACGUUUUCAAUAACCAAGUACCCAUGCUGUAACACUGUGGUGCUUCCACAGUGGCAUUCAAUAUCUAGAACUCACAAUGUCUGUGAGCUUUGCAUUAACCAGACACUUGGUGUCAAACCAAAUAAAGUCCAUGUGCCACACUGUAACUUCUUAGAGAUAGAAGCAGCUUUGGACUCUUUCUACCUCCAGGAACAUACCUUUUUUCAAGUUAUAUCAAAUACCAUAGAAUGCAGCAAUUUCUUAAGUUUCUAUAGUCCCUUUAGCUAUUACACUGCAUGUUGCAGGACAGUAAACAGGCAUUUUUUAAGUUUCAUUAGUUCUGAGAAGACCAUCUUUCAGACCCCCAAAGUAGCAUUUUCUUCCCAUGGGAAGAAAGAUAACACCCAACAUUCUAUUCCUCACAUUGAGGAUAGGAAUUGUUUUAUUCCUGACCUUCAUAGUAGUGGCACUAACAUUACUGGUCUGAGCUGCAGGACCAACAAAACCUUGAAUCUCUAUCUACUGGAUUCAAAUCUUUUUUGGAUAUACGCAGAGAGACUAGGAGCAUCAAGAUCUAGUCAUCUUAAGGAAUUUGCUGCCAUUGUUGACCUGAAAGAAGAAGUGCACUAUGUCCUGGAUCAAAAUCAGUCACUUGUUGGAACUACCCUGGAGAACUUCAUAAAAAAUUUCAGUAUUCUCUACAGUCCCUUGAAAAGGCAUCUUGUUGAUGACCCUUCAGUCCAUUUUCAUGAACAGCGUGUAAUCACUGAAGUGACUACUAAUAACUUUCAUGAUACCGUGUUUUUGAGUGAAAAGAAUGUCUUGCUGCUCUAUUAUGCACAGUGGUGUGGAUUCUGUGCUUCUCUUAAUCACAUCUUUAUUCAACUUGCUCGGCUUUUGCCUCCAGAUAAUUUCACUGUGGCAAGAAUUGAUAUCAGUCGAAACGACCUUCCAUGGGAAUUUAUGACAGACCGUCUCCCAACCAUUUUACUUUUUCCUCAUCAGAGGAAGGAACAAAGUGUUAAGUUCCCUGAAGACUUUUCAGUUAACCUUCCUAAUCUCCUUAAAUUUAUUUUACAUCACUCAAGUCUUUCUUCAUCAGAGCCCUGUACCAAAGAAUGCCUACAUAAAGAGACUGUUCUACAGCAAGGACACAUCUCCCACUUGGAGAGAGAAAUUCAGAAGUUAAGAUCAGAAAUCAGUGCCCUUCAUCAGGCCCAUGACCAGCUUGAAGCACAGCUUUCUGAAGCUAGGAGAGAGGAACAUAGACUACAGCAGCAAAAACACACACUGGAAAAGCAGCACAAGACUCUGCAGCUCCACAGUGAGCAGUUACAGGCCACAUAUGACCAGAAGAAUGAAGAAUUAUUAGAAAUGGCUGAAAAGCUUCAAGAAUUAGCUGAUGCAUCAGAAAACCUCCUUAAAGAGAAUACUUUACUGAGAAUCCUGGUGGCAUCAAGGGAAGGAAAGCUACAGAGCAAAGAUGAAAUUAAAGAAUCCCUUCAGUCAGAGGAAGCACUUUCUGAAGAUAAUGAUAUAUCAGUUUCAACAGCUACUGCUACAUUAGAGGAAAAAAAGAUUGACAAUAUUGAUACCAUAGAGACAGAGCACAGUAGUGGAAACAGGACAGAAUGAUUGCUUACACAAAGUCAAAUGAUGCAGUAUUGGGUAGGUAUUUAUGCAAAUUUUAUUGAAAUUCGUUGUAAAUAAAGACUUCUUCCCCCACAUGAUCUAGAAAAAGAAAAAUCAAAUGGAAUAUUUUUGUAUACUUGAACAACUUACUAGAUACCCACAUCUAAAGAGAAGAGGAGAAUGGAAAACACUUUCUGCACUUUACUAUUGCACUAACUUGCAAACACCUAUCCAUUUAAAGAGGCUGAAUUUUAGGGGCAGCAGUGUGAAGCACCUCUGAAUAAGGACCAGUUAUUUUUCACUGGCUUUCUCUUACAGCUGCUAGAAGAAAAAUUAGACCUUUGAUUUAUACUUUUCCAUAAUUUCUGAAGUUUGCCCUUUACACUGCAUUCUCUUUGCUGAAUUAAAAUAGAUACACUUCAUCUGUGUAAUCAGUAAACUUGAAUGGACAAAGU